AGCUAACACACAACCACACAGAGCCUCGCCCCACGCCCUCAAGCCCACUCACUCCGCCAUCCGUUUCGCCUCACAAGCACCACCCCUACCCUACCCGACCCUCCCCCAUACCGCCAUGUCCGCCUACGUGUCGUCGACCCGCGUGGAGGAGCGCAUCGCGAAGCGCGCGAGCCUGAACGCCGGGAGCUGCGACGUGCCCGUUGUGGUGGAGAGCGCGCAGGGCGGCAAGGCGCACUUCAGCGUGCUGCCGCGCGACGCGACGGUUGCGCAGCUGACGAGCGCGGUGCGCCGCCUCGACGGCGUCGACGCGAGGAAGGCGGUGUCGCUUGCGGUGGCGCAGUGCGCCGUUGCGCCGACGACGACGCUUGGCGAGCUGCACGACGCGUGCAAGCAGGCGGACGACGGCAUGCUGUACGUCACCUACACCGCCGAGGCCGCCAUGGGUGCCACCGUGAACGUGUGCGGCAUGACUGCUGCAAAUAACUGCUAA
Leptomonas pyrrhocoris is the source of this 490-nucleotide messenger RNA. Its product is annotated as microtubule associated protein-like protein. Bases 116 to 490 code for a protein of 124 amino acids. Lineage: Eukaryota; Euglenozoa; Kinetoplastea; Trypanosomatida; Trypanosomatidae. The record is from RefSeq and is a predicted model, not a curated record. The transcript has a single exon.